AUGAAGACUUAAGAAGUGUGUAUUCUGAAGAAUAAACUAAAUAUCCAUCUCACACAAAUCCUCAACGAAUAAACACUUGUAACAUACUCUUCCAUCCAUCAUAAUGAUAACAUAUUGCCCAUUGAGGUCCCCUAUUUGAAGGUUUUGUCCAUCCAAUACAUCUUGACAUCAGAUGGCAUACUUGAAAGAGAUGGAAACAUAGUGUAUUUGAGUCCCAACAUACUCGAUGCAUUCGUUAUCAACAACUUAAUCUUCAUUCAGUUGACUGAUUAGUUUCUAUUGCACAACACCAAUACUCAAGAACAAUACACAAUUUUGAACAAUAUGAAAAUUGAGAGCUUUGCUAUUAGUUAUCCCAAAGUGGCUAUUGAAUCCUCAUACUAUUACAUUUUUGAUGACAAGACCAGGAGUUUGAUCAAAGUUGGAAACACAGAAAAAAAUAAAAAGUUUGGAUGCUCAUUUUAUUAGUCCUACUUGUUUUGUGGUCGACCAAAUGGUAUUUUAUGGAAGGCUAAAAUGACAGGAGAAGUGUAAUCAUCUUAUAAAUUUGCAGGUCUCAAAUUUAAUUAGAUUAAUAUAGUAAAUAAUUAUAUUUACAACAUAAAUCAAAACACAUGCACCAUCAUUUUCAUCGAUGACAUGUCCAUUCUUACUAAUAUUGAAUUGAUCUCUUAGCAGAUCUAUUUUGCUAAAAACAAAUUGCUCUACUUUGAUAAAGAGUAUCUGUACACUCUACAGAUCCUCAACCUAGAAGAUGCCUUUAAUCAAUAUGCUACUCAAGGAGAUCCCAAAGCCAUCGAACUCUUCAAAACCCAUUCUCAAUUAUAAACCUAUCAAAAUGGAUUAUUACUUUAUAAAUAUAAAUCUAAUGAAAUUGAGGAUAUUUUAUAAAAUUUACAACGGGGUUAAUUUAAAUUUUCAUUUCUAAGCAACAAGACUCUCAUACCUAAUAAAUAACAAAUCUAAUUCAAAGAUGAAGUGGGAGUUAAGUAAUCUUGUUAAUGGUUGGCUGUCGAUCCAGUUAUAUCCAACAAGUAAGUUGAUUUAGGCAAUGUCUUAGAUAAGAUUAAUAGCAAAUUAUUUCAAUAUAAGGGCAUGCGUAGACUGAGAAGGUAUUUAAAUGUUCAAUCAUUCAAUAAUUUAAAUUUAUUACAUAGUUAAAUAAUAAAGAAUAUUAGAGCAUUCAAAAAAUGGGAAUUGUUGAUUAUCCAACAAAAUUUUAAAACAUUAAUUUUGUAUUCAAUUAAUCCGAGAAUAGAUAAAAUGGAGAAAUAAACAGUUAGAGGAUAGAAUUUGAAUAAAUAUUAUAUAAAAUAAAAAAUACAAAAAAAAUUUAAAAUGGCAGAAGCUACGCCUGAAAUCACGUUAUAGAUUUAUGCCUCAGCCCUUGAAAAUUUGGAGAAAGCAUACGACAUCUUGCACACUCCUUAUUCCAAUUUUAUGGUGGAGAGCACAAAAAUCCUAGUAUCUCCUGAUUAUCCAGUUGAAAUAAGAAUCAAUAUUGGAGUAUUGCUUAGGAAUAUUUUGAUCGAAUAAUGGGAAUCGAUAUAACCAUCUCGUAAAAUAAUACGUGAACUUCUUUUAAAUGGGUUAGUUAUGAAUGUCUCAAACAUGCCUAUCAUAGAAUUGAUUGUAAUCGAUAAUUAAUACUUUUAAGUCUUCAAUAAUAAUCCAAGUCACAUUUGGCCAAGUCCAUUGAUGGAACUUUUAAAUUGGAUGGAUGAUAUAAAUGCAGUUGAAUCUAGUUUAGAACUGUUCUUACAAUUGUUUGGCAAAUUGAGCGAGACAAACGGAGAGCAUCAAAACUUAUUAAAAGAGAUAGUGCCUUCAGUGCUUGAAAAGGGAUUUGGCAUAUUUGCAUAGCCAGAAUUAAAUGAGAUGCUCAGAGAGAAAAUACUAUUGAUGGUGUACCUAAUAUUGAGAUCAAUUUCUUUUGCUGAUGGAACAGACAACUCCCUAGUCAAUAAAUGUUUGGACAAUACAUUCCAAAUAUGGAUGUCAUUGUUUUUAUCAGCCUUACAAACCUCCCCAAGAUCACACAUCUUCAUUAAGAAGUUGGUCUUAAAGAUUUUGAUCAUUAUUUUCAGGGAUUUUGGAUUUUAUAGUAGGAAAUCCUUGGCUCUAUCUUUAAUUCCAAUUUGGAAGUUUUUCAAUUCCAUUACGCAAUUAUACAUUGGUCACAUAGUGUAUCAGAUAGAUGUGGAACACAUAGACGGAUUGUUUAGUGAAGAAACAAAAGAAUUACCUUUUAGUAAUUAGAGAAUAAUAAAUUUAAGAAAUGGUAAAUUUACAUGUGUGAUUUUAUUAGAUAUUGAAUACAAAUACCUUAAUGAAGAUGAUGAUUACGAGAAUCAUAUUGAAGGAUUGUGUGCAUAUUCUAUAGAGUUGAUUACAAUUUUAGUUACAAAACCAGCUCUUUAUAAUUUGAUCAAAUUUGGAACAUUCCCAUUAUUGAAUACUCUUUCAACAUUUUUGACUGCCACCAAAGAAUAAGAAAAAUAAUGGAUCAAAGAUCCCAGUUACUUCAUAUUGAAUGAUGAGGAGGAAUUACUAUAAAAAAGUGUUCGAACCUUGGCUUUGAGAUUGAUUAAUGAUAUGAUCGAGAAGUAUGGGGAUUAAUUUAUUCAACAAAUACUGAUAGUUGGAGAAAAGUUAAUACUCAAUAGGGACGAGAAGGAAUUCCUAGAUUUGGCAUAAUCCAUUAUAUCUAAAUUGAAUUUUCAAGAAUUGAAGGGACAAUAAACAAAAGAUUUUGAUCAAGAUAGUGUUAUGCAAUUUAUGAAAGGAUCCAUCAUAACCAUCAAUAAUAAUCAUUAUCUAAAGUCAUUCAUCUAAAAAAGGAAAGAAAUUGGUUAUCUAUUGUUGGGCAGUUUCUCAGAGGACAUAAUUGUGUUCCAAUAAAAACAUCAGAGCACUUUCGAUAUCAAAAAGUGUAUAUAGAAUAUACUGUAUGAAUUGGAGAAAUAGAAUUCAUAUAGUUUAUAAGCUCGAGCUAUAUGGAGCACAACCAGAUAUUCGGAUUUGAUUAGUCACUAAUUCAAAGAAUUGAUAGUGCCCCUUUUUGAAUCUGUCAUUCAUUAUUUGGAUUCAAAAUACCCCAUUACUCUUCGCAUCAUUUCAGUCAAAGCAUUAGGAAAUUAUGCAUCAAAAAUUCACAAAUACAGCAUUCCUUUUGAAUAUUAGUAAGAAUUUAUGGAAUCAGUGCUUAAUGUACUUUAAGAGGCAAAUCAAGACUAAAUGAUUUCUAUUUUAGAAUCUACAAUCCAUUUAGUUAAGUUUUCACCUACUUUAGCUACAACUCUAGCCAAAAAUGGAUCAAAAGUCUUAUUAUAGUUUUUCAGUGUUUUCCAUUCAGAAUAAUGCUUCAUCAAACCAUUAAAUGAAUUAAUAGUGAGAAUAUGUUAAUGCAAGGAAGCAUACCCUCACAUAUUUGAAGUGUUUUGUCCAUUCAUUUUGGAUUGUUUCUAAGUAUUUUAUGAAGAUGUCCACAAAAUAUAAGAUAAAAGCAAGAUCAAAUAAAGUGAUAUUUCCUUGAUGAGUGCCAUCAUGAGCAUUACCUCAACCUUUAUCAAAUUCUGUUCAGAUAGUAAAGCACAAGAAGCUUUCAUUAAUUUACUACCUUCUAUGGUCAAUUUAAUUCUGAUAAAUGAAGAUCCACAAUUGUAAGUUCAUACUAGUUAAUGUCUCAAGAACUUCAUUAUAAUCGAGACCGGAUAAAUAUUGAAGAUGAAUUUGGUUUAAGAUGUCAUGAAGGUCAACUUAAAAUUAUUGGAAGUACCUUAGAAUUCAGCAAAUGAAUCAGCUUCACUAUUUGCAGGCAAUUUAGUUAUGAUUACAAUCAACAAUCUCUUAGAUGGAAAUCCUGAUCUGAAUCUAUUAAAGGCAGUUGUGUUUAAGAUUUACAGAUCUAGAAUGCCAUCUACAGUCUAAUCCUUAGUUCUCGUAUAUGCUAGAAUGAUAAUCGAAAAACCAAAAGAGUCAAUAGCCUUUUUGACUUCUUGGAGUAUCGACAACAGAAUGGCUCUGAAAGUGUUGAUUGAUAAGUGGUUAUUAUAAUAACCUCUGUUUAGAGGGAAGGGAACUAAAAAUGCUACAUUUUCAGCUCUAAUGAAAUUGUUCUUAGUUAAAGAUAAAACCCUAGAGAACCUAUUAGUUAUUGGGUACAAUCCUAGUCAUCAGAAUAUCAAUAGUGAUGUAUAUGCACCAUUCAAAAUCUUAUCUUUAUUGAUAAGAUGUCUAGAUAAUGAAAUUGUACCUUCCAAAUAGGAUAAUGUUAAUCAAUAAUAAGAAGAUGAUCGUUUGGAAGUGGACAAUGAUGAUGACGAUUUCAAUGACAAAAAGUACCAAGAUCAAGUUGAUGUGGAUUUAGAAAAAAUUAAAGAUGAUGAAGAUUAAGACAUUGCAGAUAGAUUUGCUUCCUUGGAUCCCAAAGAAAAGAAAGACAAAGGAUUAGCAGAUUUAGAGACAGGAUCAACCUUGUACAUGAGUGAAUUCUUAGAUUUUAAUCAAGAAGUAGGAGAAGAAUGUGAUGAAACAACCGAAGAAGAUUUAACUUAUUUGAAAGAUCCAUGUUUAAACAUAAAUCUUGUGAAUACCCUGUAAGAGUUUUUCACAAAUUUAUAAAAAAAUGACCAAGAAUAUUUCAAAUUUUGCUUGCGCCAUUUACUUAAAGAGGACAUACUCUUAUUAUAGAAGCAUAUUAAACUGAACUUCUGA
Paramecium tetraurelia is the source of this 4716-nucleotide messenger RNA. RefSeq lists its product as uncharacterized. Lineage: Eukaryota; Ciliophora; Oligohymenophorea; Peniculida; Parameciidae. The record is from RefSeq and is a predicted model, not a curated record. The transcript has 11 exons. Gene Ontology annotation, cellular component: cytosol; nuclear envelope. Gene Ontology annotation, molecular function: small GTPase binding. Gene Ontology annotation, biological process: protein import into nucleus.